GAUCCAUUCUGAAUCUGUACAGCUACAAAUUAAGACACUGCUCGUUUGCUUAAAAUACACGACGUAUACCUCGUUAAAAUUGAAUUCAUCGGAGUCAGCGCGUAUCAUUAACCGAAAAUUACCGAUAUAUCCCGAGUACGUCCGAUGUUUACCUAAAGAGAUAGCAGACAAACCAGUACAGAUUUUCCCGAUUUCUAACCCCGGCUAAGUGGUUCCCUUACACGUCUUGGGCGAGGUUAAGGAGGGACAAAUUCGGAGGAAAAAAGUCAUCUACCAAAAAAAUUAAACAAUCAAACAAAAAACAUUCUUCUCUUUAGCCAACCAUUACGGAUUCAUUGAAUUAAGAUAUCCAUUCAAAAAGAACAUGAUUAGUGUGGUUGUGUUCACUAUUCUGCUCUGCUUAGCCUCUGCAAGAGCAAAAGUGAAAGAAGAAACCAGAACAGCGUUUUCUGGGGAGGAUUUGCACCUCCUUGUCUCAUCUCUUAAGACCACAGAGGUGAUCUUCAAGCCAAACGUGGGCCCUGAGGAGGUGCUGAUGAGAGAUGGCAAGGUGGAGAGCUCUCGGGCCAAGCUGAACCCCCAGUUCUCUCACCUGAUCCUCGAGAACCUGGGAGAGCCGGACGAGGGCGUGUACACAAUCAAACGCACCAACGCUGAGGAAGUCAAGCAUGUUACUCUUCAAGUCAGAGAUUGCGUCAUAGAGGAGAAUCGUAAAUAUGGAGAAAACUACUACAUCUCCCUGAGUAACAUCUCAGGACCGAUCACUGUGGAGUUCAGGCCCAGUUCUAUGCAGACCAACCAGACAUCAGAGCCAAUGGUGCUGCUCCUGAACCAGUCCUGGACCCCCACCGAGGAGUACAAGGCCCGCGUGAGCGUGUCAGGGCAGCGGCUCAGCCUGCACUCUGUGACCGGGUCGGAUGAGGGCAGUUACACCAUACUGGACUCCGAGGGCAAAGUGAAGAGACGGACGUGCCUGAACGUGAAAGAGCACCAGAUCUUUGUCACCUUGCGGUAUGACAGCACUUUGAAAGUAAACCUGAUUCUGGACAGCUCCAAAGUCAGGGUGGUGUACACGCCCGUUUCCGACCACAAGGACCGGCUCAUCCUGGACCAGGGGGAGCUGGUGCCCACGGACCCCAGCCUGGACAGGAGGCUCUCGGUGGACGGCUCCAUAUGCAUUCUGGAGCAGGUUCGGUUCGGUGACUCGGGACAAUUCCAAGUGAUGGACCUGCAGGGCUUCCCUGUGGCCAACGUGCAUGUGAGGGUCGAAGCCUACAAGCUGCCCAUGCUGUUUGUGUCGAUCAUCUCGCUGCUGUCUCUGCUGGUCUUCCUCCUGCUGGUGUGUCUGAUCUCCUGCCUGGUGAAGGUCCGCCGCAGGGCCGAGAGGGCCAGGGCCAUCGCCCGCAUCGCCCGGCAGGCGGGGAAAGGGGACGGAGAAGCCUUCCGACAGGUGGUUCAUGAGGCCUACACUAGAUUCACAGAGGAAUCCAGUACGAGGUCUCAGUGGGAUAGCAACACUGACAACACCAUCAAGGUUGAUAUCAAGGGUCUGGAGAUAUCCAAACCAAGCGGUUACCAAACCCUGCCCUCAGAAAAGAACUUCCUGGAUUUCAACGACUCAGGGGUGGAGUUCAACAUCUCGGACAUGCCGCUGGACAGCGACACAGACAUGCCCCAGACCUACAACUCCCACAAAUUCCUGCUGGCCUCCAACCUCCCGAACGGUGCCGCCAAGCAGAGCCCUGAGGCCCAACCGAACGGCAGCCCGCUGCUGGAACCUAGGGCCGACGUCUCUCCUGAGGCAGGCAAGGGGUCGUCUGAAAGCGUGGGCAUGGCUGCCCCUCCCGAGGCCACGCCCAGCGACAGUCCUGCAGCCGAGGUGAAUGAGGACGCCGCCCCACCCAGUGACAGCAUAGCCAAUCAAAACGCUGCCGCAGAGAGUGUUGCUGUCUGAAGGAUCUCCCAGUACACCUGUAAGCCAACACCUCGACAAUCUUGCAAAAUAACCCCCCCCCCCCCCCCCCCCCC
This is a messenger RNA of Megalops cyprinoides (Indo-Pacific tarpon), 2028 nucleotides long. RefSeq lists its product as uncharacterized. The record is from RefSeq and is a predicted model, not a curated record. Bases 365 to 1954 code for a protein of 529 amino acids. The transcript has 9 exons. NCBI's taxonomy places the organism in Eukaryota, Metazoa, Chordata, Actinopteri, Elopiformes, Megalopidae.